This is a messenger RNA of Penicillium atrosanguineum, 642 nucleotides long. Its product is annotated as HNH endonuclease family protein. Bases 1 to 642 code for a protein of 213 amino acids. NCBI's taxonomy places the organism in Eukaryota, Fungi, Ascomycota, Eurotiomycetes, Eurotiales, Aspergillaceae. The transcript has 4 exons. The record is from RefSeq and is a predicted model, not a curated record.
AUGAUGCUAGCUCAUUGGUUCGGCAAGAUUUUGGUUCUAACUACCGUUCAGUCCGUUCUCGUCAUCAGCCUUCCUGCCCCCGACCUAAGGCCAUCGCCGCCAGGCAUACCGUCUUUGUCUACCGUGAAGAAUGAGCUCGCCAGCCUGGUAGUGACGGUCCAAGGGUCUCAAGAUGGUUAUAGUAGAGCAAAAUUUCCACAUUGGAUUACUCAAAGCGGAAGUUGUAAUACCCGAGAUGUUGUCCUCAAACGCGAUGGAUCGGAUGUGGAUCAGGAUGCCAAAUGUGAGACCAUUAGUGGAACUUGGUAUUCACCCUAUGAUGGUGCAACAUGGACCGACUCGAGCGAUCUUGACAUUGACCAUCUCGUCCCGCUUUCCAAUGCUUGGAAGUCUGGCGCGGCCGCUUGGACAACAGCGGACCGAAAGGCAUUUGCCAACGAUCUGACCAAUCCUCAACUUUUGGCAGUCACAGACAACGUGAACUCAGCCAAAGGCGACAGCGGACCGGAGCAGUGGAUGCCACCUCUUGAUUCUUACCAUUGUACUUACGCCGAAAUGUGGGUCAAAGUGAAAUCGGUGUAUAAUCUUACCAUCACCAUAAAUGAAAAGACGGCGUUGGUAGAGAUGUUGGGUAGUUGCUAG